Osmia bicornis bicornis is the source of this 1728-nucleotide messenger RNA. RefSeq lists its product as uncharacterized. The coding region runs from base 326 to 1141 and encodes 271 amino acids. The record is from RefSeq and is a predicted model, not a curated record. The transcript has 3 exons. Lineage: Eukaryota; Metazoa; Arthropoda; Insecta; Hymenoptera; Megachilidae.
UCAUGGAACUUCUUGUGAUCGGUGGACAGUGUGACGCUAAUGCAUAUAAGGAUCAAUGCUAGAGAUUUUUUCCGACGCCAUUCGAGUGUAUCUUUUCUGCGUAGCUUUUCCCGAAAUUUGUGACAAACAUAUAAUUAUUGAUGUUGUGUAUUUUAAAUAAAAUAUCGUCGUUGAAAAAGAAUAAAGUUUGUAAAAUCCAGAAAACCCUGCUCAUCGAUUAAUUUCAAUAUUAAGCAUCGAGACUCUUCUUCGCAAGAACGAUACAGAGAACGCUUAAUUAAGUCCUUAAGAAGUCCGAGUGAUCAAGAAUCGUUCCUACAGCAGGAUGGGCGAUCGUGAAACCAAUACCAAGGACCUCGCUCACCAGAAGGAGAGUCCUCAUAGAAGGUUUCAAGACAACGAGAACACUGAGCUGAAUCAAAGCAUGGAGGAUGAAACGGAAACUCCAAUUGAAGAUCCGCAUCAAGAACGGGACCAACAAGACAAAUACAGCUCCAAAGAGGAUCAUGUCGUGGAAGAUGUGAACACAACGGACAAUCGGCAGUUCGAAGUGGAGAAAAGCAUGCCUUGGCUACGAAUGGAUCCUACCGACAAGAAUCUCUCCAAGCAAAUGUUUCUGUAUUUGACUCAUAAGGAGUUGACGAACAAAAUUGAGGAUCUAACUAUGAAAGAAUCGCAUGCUUGCAAGAAACAAUGCUGGGAUGUGGCGCUUAGACUAAGGGAUAUGAGAAACAGAUUGGAAUUGCUUCGCGAGAAAAAGCUGUACAGCGUUGAUAAUCUUGUUUUGGAUGAGGAGACGAAGAAACUAGGACUGAUGAACAUUGAUAGAAGAGAGAACGAACUUGCUGAACGCGAGGAUGCUUGUACGGAUUCAGAGAUGUACAGCGAGGGUGCCAAAAUACUGUGGAAGAAAUGGAUGCACGAAGAUGAAAGAUUCGUGAUCGAAGAUGCGCGACUGCAGAGGGAGAAGUUGAUGAACAUUUUGGAGAAAGAAUGGCAGGGUCUCGCUAUCCAUGACAAGGAACGAAUUACUCGAUCAUAUCAGAGUGUGAUACACGACGCUCUUGUCCAAGAAGAACAUAAACUCUUGACUUCUCUUAACGCGGCUAAAGCAAAAUCUUCUCCUACAUCCUUGAAAUAAGUCCUAGAUCCAUAUUUCGUUAAUUUGUAGGCUUGAUUAUAUUGUAUCAAGCUUAACAAUAGUUUGCGUUUGAAUAUUUUGUAUUGAGUCGAUUUUCGUCGCCAAUAUUCUAUGCUGUAUUAGGUGUGUUGCAAGUAAAUUAUUAAUAUGUUUCAGUCGUUCAAAAGUAUUGUUUUAUAACUUGAAAUGUAUUGCAUUUAGCACAUAAUAUUGAACGCUAGUAAAGACUCAUCAUAGUCUAUAAUUAUAUCGGUACUACAAUUUUAUGAAUAGGUGAUAUCGAAGCCAUUCCAGAUUAAUAAUUAUUAUUCAACUCUAUAUUAUACUCGAAUCUUGUUCACGCUUGUAAAAAUUAUACUCGAUCGAUGAAAGUAAUCUGUAUUAUUUUUAUUUAUCAUUUUGAGCUUGUCAUUAUAGUCGUAUUUGUACUGGCAAUAUCACGGUAUUGUUUCCUAUAUUAUUAUAGCUUUUUCAUUCAUUGUCGCGUUUGCAAGUCUCGGUUAUAUCAUAACUGUUUAAAACGGUACUUCAACGACGAGGUUACUGUACAUUGCAUUAUUGAAGAAAUAAAGUGAUUACUGUAGAAA